Gastrolobium bilobum is the source of this 3610-nucleotide messenger RNA. Its product is annotated as DExH-box ATP-dependent RNA helicase DExH15 chloroplastic. Lineage: Eukaryota; Viridiplantae; Streptophyta; Magnoliopsida; Fabales; Fabaceae. Gene Ontology annotation, molecular function: RNA helicase activity; ATP binding; nucleic acid binding. The record is from RefSeq and is a predicted model, not a curated record. The coding region runs from base 1 to 3498 and encodes 1165 amino acids. Gene Ontology annotation, cellular component: Ski complex. The transcript is spliced from 8 exons. Gene Ontology annotation, biological process: nuclear-transcribed mRNA catabolic process, 3'-5' exonucleolytic nonsense-mediated decay.
AUGGUUAUCGCGACGAACACUCAAGUUAUCCCCUCACUCCCUAUUCAACCUCGAUACUCUUCUUUCGCAUUUGUUUCUACCACUCUCCCAUUCUCUCUCUUUCGUUAUCGAUCUCUUUCUUAUUCCCUCAAAUUCCGACUCUCCUCCUUCAAGUCCCCAACCUCAACUCUCCAUGCCUUCUCCGAUGCCGAGGAAGACGACGAAGAAGACGAUGAUGAAGAAGAAGAAGAUGAUGAUGAUUAUGAAGACGAAGACGUUGCCGCAGAUGAAUAUGACGAAGUAUCCGGCGACGUUUCCGACGAAGGUGAGACUUUCCAGGUCGAUGCAUUGGUUCGUCACGACGGAUUCAAGUGGCAUAGAGUCGAGAAGCUCUGCAACGAAGUCAGGGAGUUCGGCGCCGAAAUCAUCGACGCCGACGAGCUCGCCUCCGUUUACGAUUUCCGGAUCGACAAGUUUCAGCGGCUUGCGAUAGAAGCUUUUCUGAGAAGUUCGUCGGUGGUGGUUUCUGCUCCGACGAGUAGCGGGAAGACUUUGAUUGCGGAAGCCGCUGCGGUGGCCACGGUAGCUAGGGGACGGCGAAUAUUCUACACGACUCCACUCAAGGCGUUGUCCAAUCAGAAGUUUCGCGAAUUCCGGGAGACUUUUGGCGAUAGUAAUGUUGGCCUUCUUACUGGUGAUUCCGCCGUCAACAAGGAUGCUCAGGUUUUGAUUAUGACCACGGAGAUAUUACGCAACAUGUUGUAUCAGAGUGUUGGUAAUGUUUCUUCUGGAAGUGGACUUCUCCAUGUUGAUGUGAUUGUUUUGGAUGAAGUUCAUUACCUUAGUGACAUAUCUCGCGGUACAGUUUGGGAAGAGAUUGUUAUUUAUUGCCCAAAAGAAGUUCUACUUAUUUGUCUGUCAGCAACUGUUGCAAAUCCAGAUGAGUUGGCUGGUUGGAUUGGUCAGAUUCAUGGUAAAACAGAGUUGGUCACAUCAUCAAAACGCCCAGUUCCGCUAACUUGGUAUUUCUCUUUGAAGAAUUCCUUAUUACCCCUUCUUGAUGAGAAAGGAACACGCAUGAACAGGCAGCUGUCACUCAAUUAUUUACAACUUCAAGCUGCGGGAGCUAAACCUUACAAGGAUGAUUGGCCUAGAAGAAGGAAUUCACGAAAACGAGGAACUUACAUGAGUUAUGAUAAUGAUAGUAGCAUGUUUGAACAACGUUCUCUUUCAAAGAAUAACAUCAAUGCAAUUCGUCGUUCACAAGUUCCUCAAGUAAUAGAUACGUUAUGGCACCUUCAGUCUAGGGAUAUGCUGCCAGCUAUUUGGUUUAUUUUUAGCAGGAAGGGUUGUGAUGCGGCUGUGCAAUAUCUUGAAGAUUGCAAACUUUUAGAUGAGUGUGAAACAAGUGAGGUUGAACUGGCCUUGAAGAGGUUCCGCAUUCAGUAUCCUGAUGCUGUCAGAGAAACAGCUGUGAGAGGACUUCUGCAAGGGGCUGCUGCACAUCAUGCUGGAUGUCUACCUUUGUGGAAGGCAUUCAUAGAAGAAUUGUUUCAAAGAGGACUUGUUAAGGUUGUUUUUGCUACGGAAACCCUGGCUGCUGGAAUCAAUAUGCCUGCUAGAACAGCUGUUAUUUCAUCCCUCAGCAAAAGAAGUGAUAAUGGACGUGCCCAAUUAAGCUCAAAUGAACUGCUUCAAAUGGCUGGGCGUGCUGGACGCAGAGGCAUCGAUGAAAGUGGUCAUGUAGUCCUCAUCCAAACUCCAAAUGAAGGAGCUGAAGAGUGCUGCAAGGUACUGUUUGCUGGACUUGAGCCUCUAGUGUCACAGUUUUCUGCUUCAUAUGGAAUGGUUUUAAAUCUUAUUGCUGGUGCGAAAGCCAUUCAUAGGUCAACUGAAUCAGUUGACAUGAGACCUUCCUCAGGGAAAAGUUUUGAGGAAGCUAGGAAGUUAGUUGAGCAGAGUUUUGGAAAUUAUGUCAGUAGCAAUGUUAUGCUGGCUUCUAAAGAGGAACUUAAUAAAAUUGAGAAAGAAAUUGAGUUGCUGAUGUCAGAAAUCACCGAUGAAGCCAUAGAUAGAAAAAGCAAGAAAGCUUUAUCACAGCGACAAUAUAAGGAGAUUGCAGAAUUACAGGAAGAUUUAAGGGCAGAAAAACGGGUUCGGACUGAAUUGCGGAAACAGAUGGAAGCAAAGAGAAUAUCUGCCCUGAAGCCUUUAUUGGAAGAGCCCGAAAGUGGACAUUUACCAUUUUUGUGCUUGCAAUAUAUAGAUUCUGAAGGAGUUAAACAUUCAAUUCCUGCUGUGUUUUUAGGGAAGGUUGACUCCCUUAAUGCUUCAAAACUCGAGAACAUGAUUUCUUCUGUCGAUUCUUUUGCCUUAAAUUUAGCAGAUGCAGAGCCAAGUGUUGCUGAUUCUGAAUUGAGGGAAGAUCUUGAACCGUCAUAUCAUGUGGCUCUUGGUUCAGAUAAUUCUUGGUACCUAUUUACAGAAAAGUGGAUUAAAACAGUUUAUGGGACUGGCUUUCCUAAUGUUCCAUUGGCUGAAGGGGAUACUCGACCUCGAGAAAUUAUGAGUAUUCUCCUUGAUAAGGAGGACAUGAAGUGGGAUAAGCUUGCUCACUCUGAACAUGGUGGUUUAUGGUUCAUGGAAGGAUCUCUAGAAACAUGGACUUGGAGUUUGAAUGUUCCUGUUUUGAGUAGCUUCUCUGAAAAUGAUGAGCUACUACUGAAGUCUCAAGCCUACAAAGAUGCCAUUGAACAUUACAAAGAUCAAAGAAAUAAAGUUUCACGCUUGAAGAAAAAGAUAGCUCGUACUGAAGGCUAUAGAGAAUAUAAUAAAAUCAUAGACGCGGUUAAGUUUACUGAGGAGAAAAUCAAGCGCCUGAAGACUAGAUCUAAACGUUUGAUUAAUCGGAUAGAACAAAUUGAACCCUCAGGUUGGAAGGAGUUUAUGCAGGUUAGCAAUGUUAUACAUGAAACCAGAGCUUUAGAUAUUAAUACACAUAUCUUAUUUCCGCUUGGCCAAACCGCAGCUGCAAUUCGAGGAGAAAAUGAACUAUGGCUUGCCAUGGUUCUUCGCAAUAAAAUUUUACUAGAACUUAAGCCCGCACAACUUGCUGCAGUGUGUGCAAGUUUGGUUUCCGAGGGCAUCAAAGUCCGACCCUGGAAAAACAACAGUUAUAUUUAUGAGCCAUCUGCAACAGUAGUCAAUUUCAUAAGGUUAUUGGAUGAGCAAAGAAGCACCCUGUUGGCAAUUCAGGAGAAACAUGGGGUAACAAUAUCUUGCUGUUUGGAUAGCCAGUUUUGUGGCAUGGUUGAGGCCUGGGCUUCUGGGUUGACUUGGAGAGAAAUAAUGAUGGAUUGUGCAAUGGAUGAUGGUGAUCUUGCUCGCCUCCUUCGAAGGACCAUUGAUCUUUUAGCUCAGAUUCCAAAAUUGCCAGAUAUUGAUCCAUUGUUGAAGCGCAAUGCAAAGGCUGCUUCUGAUAUCAUGGAUCGGCCUCCCAUAAGUGAACUUGCUGGAUAGUUAGUCUCUCUCCCUGUUUGUGUGAUCCAAUUGUAAAUAUUGUAUGAUUCAAUGAUUAAUUUCCAACAAUGAUAUUUAUGAUAUCAUUUGUUAUUAUUAUUAUUUUCACGAA